Molecule: messenger RNA, 5425 nt
Organism: Liolophura sinensis
Lineage: Eukaryota; Metazoa; Mollusca; Polyplacophora; Chitonida; Chitonidae
Product: protein AF-9-like
Exons: 5
Coding region: 114-2432 (772 amino acids)
Biological process (GO): positive regulation of DNA-templated transcription
Cellular component (GO): transcription elongation factor complex
Molecular function (GO): chromatin binding
Source: RefSeq, a predicted model, not a curated record
GUUGAAAGUCUGGCGAAUGAGGGAUACCGUCAGUUUGGGUGAAAUUUCCCCUUCUUUAUCUCUCCAAUUGUUCAAGGAGGGACGUUACCUCUGGACUGGUGUCACCGUUACCAAUGUCUGCACAGAAUCCCUGUGUUCAGGUGAAAAUUGAACUAGGGCACCGUGCUACCCUGCGGAAGAAGAAGACACAAGAGGGGUUUACACAUGACUGGGUGGUGUUCGUUCGUGGACCAGAAGGCAGUAACAUCCAGCACUUUGUGGACCGGGUAGUGUUUCACCUGCAUGACAGCUUCCCUAAACCGAAGCGAACUUUGAAGGAGCCGCCAUAUGAAGUGUCAGAAUCAGGUUGGGCUGGCUUCAUACUGCCUCUAGAGAUCCACUUCAGGAACAAAGAGGAACCAAAGAAAAUCCACUUCAACUACGACCUCUUCUUACACCUGGAGGAUCCACCUGUGAAUCACAUCCGUUGUGAAAAGCUCACCUUUCAAAACCCUACGGAAGACUUUCGCAGAAAAUUGCUCAAGGCUGGAGGGCUGCCUGUAAAUGGACCAGGAGAACAUGCGGCUGCUGGGUCUUCUUCCACAAACCUGAAGAUAGGAACCACAACAAACUUCACGGAGCGUUUUGGCCCACCAGCUAGCGUACCUCCUCCACUCAAACCAGAGGCAGCCAAAAAACACAAGCAUGUUUCCUCCAAGGAGAAAAGCUCCAAGUCCCGGGUCAGCUCUGGAAGCUCUUCAGGCUCGACAGGAACCUAUUCCUCCUCCACACCUUCUUCAUCCUCAAAAGAGCACAAAUCCUCCUCCUCCUCUUCUUCAGCUGCUCUAUCCUCUACACCGUCAUCCUCGCUUAAAGAGAAGUCUUCCCCAUCAUCCAAGUCUGCAGCAUCAACACCAUCAUCCUCCUCCAAGGAAAAGUCUCAGUUGAAACGGCCACCAGAAACUUCACCAUCAUCAACAGAUGUUCCCAGCAAGAAGAUGAAGCGGACAUCCUCCAGUUUAGAGAGCAAGUCUAAAGAGGGUAAGGACUACAAGGAGAAGUACUCGUCAAAGGAAUCCCUGAAGGACAGCCCAAAAGAGAAAAGUUCUAAAGAGAGUUCCAAGUCCAAGAAACGACCCCACUCAGAUCAGGAUGGCAAGGACAGAAAAGAGAGUUUGAGUCAAGAUAGCUCCAAGGCAAAGAAACACAAAGACAGCAAACCAAGCUCUGGUAGUGUGAAACCUGAGAAAAGGGAAAAGACUGAAAGUAAACCAAAAAGUAAGCCAUCGAAAGAGCCUGUGGUGGCUGAAGUCAAAGUGAAGCGUGAAACUCCACUUGUUGCCCCAACAAAAGUGGUAGCUCCAGUGAUCAGUGAUGAGGACAGUUGUAGUAGUGUGAGCAGUGUCUCUAGUAGCUCCAGCGUUAGCAGCUCCAGCUCCAAUGCCUCAUCCGCCCCCAAAUCGUUCUCUAAGUCCGGGCUGGAUUCAGUCCUGGCAGAGCUGAGCGAUGACGAUGAAGUGGAUCACUUUGUGUUGCCUCCCGCAAUCUCCCCACCAUCAAAACCAUCCCCCAAUCCGUCUCAGAAUAAGUCCUCUAAUAGUAUUUCUAUCAACAAGUCACCAACGCCCAAAUCAUCCAACAGUGCUUCUUCAAACAAGUCACCUUCCUCAAAACUUUCCACAUCCUCGCACAAAUCCCCUUCUUCCAAAACCUCAGCCAAUUCAUCAGUCUCAAGCUCAUCCAGUUCAUCCAAAUCCAAAAAACCCGGGAACAAAGACAAGCAUGCCUCCCCACUUCCUGACAGUAAGUCCUCAGUCAGACCAGACAAGAAAUCAAAAGACGGCAAAGACAACAGAGAUACCAUGGUGAAGGAGAAGGAGAGCAAAGAAAAACACCGCAGUGAGCAGCGAGAGAAGAAAGAUAGCAACGACCAUGAAGCCAGAGAGAAAGAUGCCAAAGAAAGGUGCAUGAAGGACAAGAACAGCAAAGAGCGUUCGUCCAAGGAAAAGGAUGCCAAAGGCAAGGAGAAAGAGGCAAAAUUGAAGGAUUCAAAAGAUCGUCAUGAUGCCAAGGAUAAAGACAAGACCAGCAAGGAGAAUAAGGUGAGAGGAAGCAGUAAGGAAAGUGAGUCUAGGAUUGGAAAGAGUCAAAAAGAGAAUAAGGAACAGAAAGAAAGUAAGGAACGAAAAGAAGGAAAAGUAUUAGAGAAUGGAGACCUUUCCCACCCGUUCACCAAUGGCUAUGGAGGAGAAUAUUUAAUAGAUCUGGUCGACUUACAGAAGAAGCUUAUGACCACCAAGGACAGAAGACUUCUCCAGCAAGUUGUAAAUGUUAUUGAAGAAACUGGUCUGUAUAAGCUGAGUGAUGCCUCAUUUGACUUUGACUUGUGCUGUUUAGAUCCGCCAACUGUAAAGAAACUGCAGAAAUGCAUAGAUACUGCUGUCGUGUCAUAAAAAUCCUUACGGCCACAUAUAACUAUUUAUUUCACUUUUUAUAUUAUCUUGUCAUUUUCCAAGCUACCUUUUCCUAUAAUGGAGUGUCUUGUAGUACACAUCCAAAAAUCAUUUUUACAAUGAAUUUCUUAUGUCUUUUAAAGCAGCUGACUUCUUGGACUUGAAUUCAUUGCAGUCAGAUCAGUAGAAUUUAUGACAUACUUGUAUUUGUUUUCAGCAAAGUUCUGAAUUUUUUUUCCUGAGAUCUCAGCUGUAAAUAAUUUGUCACUGAUAAGUGUUCUAUGUGAAUGGAAAUGAGGACAUUACGAUUAUGGUGCCAACUUUUACACACAGAAAGUCUGUGAAGUAUUUUUACAUCAUGUUGCAUCAUGUCAAAAGUCGGUAUAUAAUGCAUUAAAUGAAUAACUGUUCUUUUCUUUACUUUUGUGGAUGCCCAAAAACAGUGCUCAUUAGAGUUUGAACUGGAAUUGCUUGCAUUCUUGCAUAUUUUUGUUGCCAUAGGGACUGCCAAACAUUGCUGCUUUAUUGGCACCAAUUUUUCUAUGCAUUUCACUGGGCUGUUCUCUUUUACUCUCAUUGGUAAGGUCUUCUUCACAUCAAUCACAAAUGAAUUAAUAGUAAAAUUCUUUAUCAUUAACCAAGAGUAAUAUUAGGAAUUAAUUAUUCAUUAUAUGAAGGUGAAUAUUUUGUACUUUACACCUAAAGGAAGAUGCCAAAUCGCUGCUAGUUCUAUUGGCGCAAAUGUGAUGACAAUCUAGGGAAUUUUUCCUUGUGUGCUAAUGCAAAUGGCAGACUUAGUCAACCUGGAUAUAAAACUAAGACCUGCAAUUUUUAACACAAGUAUUAGGAGCUUGAGUAGAAAAGCAUGGUAUAUUUGGCAUGUGAUUGCUGGACUAUUCAAAAUAAUGGCUGGUGUUCAGAACGUUCCAGCUGGAAGCUAGGAAAUAGAUGACAUUGAGUCCUAGUUUGAAGGGUUUAGUGGUUAAAAACUUUUACAUAAGUGAUAAGGUGCACCCUUAAUCAACCUAAAUCUAUAUCGCAAUCAGUGCUGGAAGCCAAAGCUGUCUUACUGUUCUUUAGACCCUUUCACUAACAUUAUGUGUCUGUUUGUUGUAAUUUUUUUAAAAUAUGCUUGCAGUUUUUUCUUGAAUUGCUUAAAAUAAGAACAAUUCGAACAGAAACCAAGUAUUUGGGUGUAGACCGAAAUUGUCCACAAUUAAUUUCACACAGUAUACUUCCAGGUUUGAUUGAAGUGUCUUAAGAUCCAUUGUUUUGUGAAAUUAUGCAUGAAAUUUAGAUAUUAAUGUUGGCGUUGAAUGAGUCGGAAUGUCAUGCUAAAUUACCGGGUUUUAGUUUCAGAAGCCUCUUUCACAAAGUUCUAUUGUAAUGGUGCUACUGUGGCUAAGUAGAAAUCCACUGUAAAUCUUGCUGAGAUACUGAUCAUAGUGACUAGUGUACAGUGGCCGACAAUUACGGUUUGCUGCAAAACCCAUAGCUCAGUAAAUACAUUUCGUGAUGGCCUAAAACGUGCGUUGGUGUGCUCCCAAGAGAUUGUGGACAACGGGACUCUAUCAAGGUUAAUUCUGAAGUUGGUGCAAAAUGGUAUCUCUUUGACAUAACGAGGACAUUGUCUUGAGGACAGCCCAUCCACGAAUCCAGUCUAUUGUCGCUUAGAUUCUACAUCUAGUCGUUGCAAAACUACACGAAGCGAAGUGUCACAACAGUUGUUUUGGAUGAGUUAGUCGACUGAAUGUAAAACAUUGUGCUAUAUUUUGUACUAUUUCAAGCUUGUUGCUUAAAUUGCACUCAUUUUACGAAGAAAUACCUGUAUAAAGUUGUACACGUUCAAGUUGUUCAUGCUCAUGCUUGAUCACGCCUGUUUGCGUGCGUGUUCUUUUGUGUGUGUGUGUGUUUAAAUUAAAAUAGUUCCUAUUGGCUUGAUCUGUAUUAUACAAGAGCCAGAAUGACUACCCCUCCCCCCACCCCCGACUUUAACCUCCCAUGCCUGUACCGAAUUCCCAUUAGCUGCACUUGGCGUAGCGGACACAUGGUUGAAUUAGUAGUGCUCUAGUUAAUAUAUGGUGGCAAAUGCUUGUACCAGUACGCAAAUUUUGCCUCCUCUUUUAUUUUUUUAACUGCUAUUUUAAUCAUACACUAUAUAUGUCGGUCAAUUCAAAAGCUUAAUUUCGUAUUUGCUACCAAAAUGAGAAAAUAUCAUUCUGUUAUUUAUGACUAAGCAGCUAGAAUGCAAUGAAUAUCCAAAUAGUUAAUCUUAGCUGUCAGGUUAGUCAAAACCUUUGAUAAAUUUUGUAAUUGUUUUGCUCAGUUCGGUAUAUAAGAAGGCUUGUUGUAACAGCACGAGGAAGAGCUUUUGAUGUGAGCCAAGAAAUGGUUAACGUACUAUUACUUUUGUACAAUACAUGGGCACCUUAAUUGUCAUUGCGGCGGCAUAUACAAUGUAUUUACAAGCCAAGUCAGAUACAUUAUAAAUUGUCCACACUUCGUUCUUCGGCUGCAUUCACAUUGGCAGAUGGGAACAUUUAUUGAUCCAGUUUUCAUCUCAAAUAAAAUUUGAGAAGUUUUCGUGAGGUAAUAUGGUGUGAUCAGAAGGGUGGCAGGCAUGUGAAGGUGGUGUUUUUUGGUGGGAUUUUUUUUAGCCUACAUUUGCAUGUUUAAUGCUUAUACUAAAGUCAAUAACUGGAAAACGACUUUUACUUCGAUAUGUUUUAUUGGAAUCUAUCACCAAUUGUUGUCUAAUUAUUAUCAGUACAUGCAUUGUUUUGUGCCCAAGGCAUUAUGUUGUGUUGUGAAUGGUGGAGUAAGCGGCGUCUUCGCCAGGUCACGUGACCUAAUCCGCCUUGUUCUCGCUGGAUGGCGUCCGUGUGGAGGUUGUGUCUGGUGACAAUAUUGUUGUCUUCCCAACGUCACAUUUGUGUUUAACUUACCGUACUGUGCGAGCCAAGCUCGUUUGUGAGGUGCAGUAAAGUAUUUAU